AUGGCCACCACCAAUGGAGUGCACACCGUGGACUCGAGUAACCCUCCUGCGCCCGUCGACCCUCACGAUCUCGAAGGACUCGAAGACCUCCACCAGUUGGACAUAAGUUCCCUCUCACCCGCCACACAAGCCAUCCAUGCCGACGACCCUCUCAAUCUUCUCACAGACGUCGCGCCCCCAAUCCACGUCAGCACCACAUUCCGCUACGAUAAAGAUCCCGAGCGACUGCGACCCUUUCACGAACGCGACGGUGCCAAAUUCGACCCGGGCGAGCAUUGCUAUUCCCGCUUGACUACCCACAGCACCACCAGACUCGAAGCCAUCCUGACCAUCCUGCUGGGUCAACCGUCUCUCACAUACUCUUCCGGUCUUGCGUCGUUCAACGCGCUUAUAACCUUCCUGAACCCCAAGCGCGUCGCAAUCGGCGCUGGCUACCAUGGAUGUCAUGGAGUGCUGAAAAUACACCAGAGACUGUCGGGGCUAGAACUCCUCCCGUUAGACUGCAAACCAGAAGAUCUCCAGGAAGGUGACCUCCUGCACUUGGAGACACCCGUCAACCCUACAGGACUGGCAUACAACAUCCAACAUUAUGCCGAUAUCGCGCACUCGAGAGGCGCAUACCUGAGCGUCGAUGCCACAUUCGCACCUCCACCCUUGCAAGACCCCUUCAAACAUGGCGCCGAUAUUGUCAUGCACUCCGGCACAAAAUAUAUUGGCGGACACUCCGAUAUGCUAUGUGGUGUGUUGGCGGUCAAGAACAAAGAAUGGAUCCCCCGAAUGGUGGACGACCGGCUACACCUCGGUGCGGUCAUGGGCGGUCUCGAAGGUUGGCUGGGAGUAAGAAGUGUGCGGACGCUGGAACUGCGCAUUCAGAGGCAAAGCCAGAGUGCACAGAGACUGGUCGACGCGCUUGACGGUGCGUUGACCGGGCACACGGUAGGCACAGGACUGUCGCAAUCAGACGUCGAGAUCAUAAAAGCUGUGCUGAAGAAGGUUCAUCAUGCAAGUCUGCAAACUCAGGACUACAAGACCUGGUUGCGAAAGCAGAUGCCAAAUGGUUAUGGUCCGGUCUUUUCCAUCGUCAUGAAGACACCCGAACUCGCUCGAGCCUUGCCCAGCAAGCUGCAUCUUUUCCAUCAUGCGACGAGCUUGGGUGGAGUCGAGAGCUUGAUCGAGUGGCGCACCAUGACGGAUGACACAGUAGAGAAAGACCUCCUGCGGGUGAGCAUCGGUAUCGAGGACGACAGGGACCUUUUAGACGACCUGAUCCAGGGCUUCAAAGCUCUUGGAAGCAAUAGCUCGUCGUGA
This is a messenger RNA of Exophiala viscosa, 1308 nucleotides long. Its product is annotated as cystathionine beta-lyase. Gene Ontology annotation, cellular component: cytoplasm. Gene Ontology annotation, biological process: transsulfuration. The record is from RefSeq and is a predicted model, not a curated record. Gene Ontology annotation, molecular function: carbon-sulfur lyase activity; pyridoxal phosphate binding. The transcript has a single exon. Bases 1 to 1308 code for a protein of 435 amino acids. Lineage: Eukaryota; Fungi; Ascomycota; Eurotiomycetes; Chaetothyriales; Herpotrichiellaceae.